This is a messenger RNA of Hyaloscypha bicolor E, 1356 nucleotides long. RefSeq names its product ClpP/crotonase. Gene Ontology annotation, molecular function: enoyl-CoA hydratase activity. The record is from RefSeq and is a predicted model, not a curated record. Gene Ontology annotation, biological process: fatty acid beta-oxidation. The coding region runs from base 458 to 1273 and encodes 271 amino acids. Lineage: Eukaryota; Fungi; Ascomycota; Leotiomycetes; Helotiales; Hyaloscyphaceae. Gene Ontology annotation, cellular component: mitochondrion. The transcript is spliced from 2 exons.
CGAUCUUCUGCCCUGCAAUACUAUCUCACUUUAUAUUGAUAUGAGUCAAGAUGCGUUGUGACGCUCUUAUGACGCUUAACAUCAAAAUUUAGCCAAGUGCUUAUCAAGCAACCACCAAAAAGGAGAAGUGGGGUGAUCACGUGUCCGACUUACGUGCCAUAACUGCUUUACACUUUUGCCCCUUUUCUGCUUCAUCUUUCCGCUUUGCUGAUUCUUUCAGGAGAUACCGACUUGAACGAGAGCAAACAAUUUUAGACCCGGCUUCCUUUUCUUGCCUUCAAGUGCCAGAAAGGAAGAACUAAGCAGGCAGGACCUCGGUUGAGCUCGAAGUCAUGAUUACUGAGCAACUUUCGAAGUCCUCUUUCCCGAAGUCUCCCCUCCAUACAAGCAUGCCGAGCAACUCGAAUAAUCUCCUUUCUCUUUUGGCAUAAAUUAGCUAAGUUGACCCUGCUAAAAUAUGUACUCACCUCCUCUAGGGACCACCAUCUGUUCACUUUCAUUCCCUACCCCGUCCAUUCUACUCGUGACACUCACUCGAGCGAAAGAGUUGAACACCAUUCCAAAUCACGGGCACUGGGAGCUCGAGAGAGUAUGGAAUUGGAUGGAUAGUAAUCCUGAUAUCUUAGUGGGAAUAUUUACUGGUUCUGGGCGAGCAUUUUCCACUGGUGCAGAUCUUCGAGAAUGGAUUAAGACACCUAAGAAACAGAAAGGAAAUUUGCCUCCAACCGGCUUCUGCGGCAUCUCCUCUCGACAUGGCAGAAAACCCAUUCUAGCGGCUGUGAACGGUUUAGCUGUAGGCGGUGGAGUCGAAGUGCUUCUUAAUUGUGACAUGGUGUUCUGUUCUCCUUCAGCCGUUCUUUCUCUCCCGGACGUCAAAGUUGGCCUUUCACUUCUGGGUGGCACUCUUCCUCUGCUCGUCUGGAAAAUCGGGCGCGGAAGGGCAACAGAUAUGGUCUUGACUGGUCGAAACGUGGGAGCAGAUGAAGCCUUGAUGUGGGGUUUGGUUGAUAAAGUCGUUGAAAAUCCCGUGGAAGAGGCUGUUGAAAUUGCCAAAGUGAUUGCGGAGAAUAGUCCCGAUGCUGUCUGGGCUAGUCGUGAGGGUAUUUUCUUGGGGCUGGGUGAAAAGGGAAGUUUUGAGGCGGGGAAAGAGUUCAAAGACAAAUAUUGGGCUCCGUUUUUGAGGGAAGGAAGGAAUUCCGAGGAAGGGAUUGCGGCGUUUGUCGAGAGGAGGAGGCCAAAAUGGGAUCGAAACUGGGACAAGAGCAGACUAUAAGCCGGGAACAAUGGAAAUGCUAUUUCUAGUCGCACGAAAAUUUGGAACUGUCUGCAAAAGAACACGUAAUUUUCAAAUACCUG